Molecule: messenger RNA, 5471 nt
Organism: Astyanax mexicanus (Mexican tetra)
Lineage: Eukaryota; Metazoa; Chordata; Actinopteri; Characiformes; Acestrorhamphidae
Gene: dab1a
Product: DAB adaptor protein 1a
Exons: 19
Coding region: 684-2504 (606 amino acids)
Biological process (GO): ventral spinal cord development; lateral motor column neuron migration
Source: RefSeq, a predicted model, not a curated record
GGGUUCCAUGGUCCAGAGUGGUCUGCUGGAGGUGCUUAAGAAAAUCAAGGACAGUAACAAUCAUCAAUUUUAUUUAUUGUAACAUACAGCAUGACCAAGACACAUCUCACCCCUCGGCGUCAUCUUGGGACUUUCGAGUGCUCCUGCUUAAACAUCGUGGACGGUGAUGGAUGGAGAGAAAACACAGGCAUAGGAGUCCUGUAGUCACCCUCGUAGAGCUGUUGAGUCAGCCAGGCUGCUGCUGCUGCUGCUGCUGUUCUUGCUGCUGCUGCUGCUGGAGAGAGGAUUCCUAUCUGCUGCUGGGAUAUCCACACCCACGGAGCCACACGCUCUGUUUGACAGUCCGGAGGGUCCUCCUGAACUAAAGAACGCUUCGUUUUUUCAGAAGAGGAGAUCCGGGAACAAGAGGACAGGUGUGUUAAAAGAGGAGGACUCUGCGACAGGAAGAGUAUAUCCAGCAGCGGAGCCUGAAUAGAUAGAAGGAGCAGAGGUGCUUUCUCCACCACUGCUGGAGCCUUAUUAUGGAAAGCAGAUGUGGAGGAACUGUGCCACUGCAGGGAGAGCUCGAAAUGCAGCGUCAAGGCUAGAGGCAGCGGCCGUCUGAGCGCGAGGCAGCGGGGAAACCCCUCUAGAUGAGCCAGCCACAGGCACCCAGCCGCACUGUACAGGAAUAAGGACUUAAUAUGUCAACAGAGGCCGAGCUCCAGCCUGCUGCCAGACCCAGCGUCAGAAAGGAUUCCAAGAGGAGAGGGCAGGACCGCAGUGAGGCCGCUCUGAUAAAGCGCUUUAAGGGUGAUGGUGUGCGCUACAAGGCCAAGCUCAUCGGCAUUGAUGAGGUCACUGCCGCGAGAGGAGACAAACUCUGUCAAGACUCAAUGAUGAAGCUAAAGGGAAUCGCGGCCUCGGCGCGCUCUAAAGGAGAACACAAGCAGAAAGUCUUUCUCACCGUCUCCUUCGGCGGGAUCAAGAUCUUCGAUGAGAAGUCAGGGGUUCUUCAGCACCACCAUGCAGUUCAUGAGAUUUCCUACAUCGCCAAGGACAUCACAGACCACCGGGCCUUCGGCUAUGUGUGUGGGAAAGAAGGCAACCACCGGUUUGUGGCCAUCAAGACGGCUCAGUCUGCUGAGCCGGUGAUCCUCGACCUCCGUGACCUUUUCCAGCUGAUCUAUGAGAUCAAACAGAGGGAAGAGAUUGAGAAGAAAGCCCAGAAAGACAAGCAGUGUGAACAAGCGGUGUACCAGACCAUUCUGGAAGAGGAUGUGGAGGAUCCCGUGUACCAGUACAUUGUGUUUGAGGCGGGACAUGAGCCCAUCCGUGACCAAUCAGAGGAGAGCAUUUAUCAGGUCCCUACCAGCCAACAAAAGGAGGGAGUGUAUGACGUCCCAAAGCGACAUCCAAAUGGACAUAAUGACCAGACCAAUCUGAUGGACCUAGGCGCAGAGCUAAUACUGGUCCCAAAGAAUAUCAACCAGUUAGAGCUUUUUGGAGACAUGUCUACUCCCCCCGAUAUCACCUCUCCCUCAACCCCAGCCUCUCCAGCUAACACUUUGGACCCAACACUGGCCCACCAGCCGCCCUCAGAACUGUUCGCUCCAUUCAACCCCGCCUCUGUGCCCUCAGGUUAUGUGACGAUGGGAGCAGUGCCCCCAGCCUGGGCGCAGCAGCAGUUUGCAGCUCAGACUCCUCUAGCGUUCGGGGUGCAGUCGCCGGUGCCCAUGGCUCAGGUCCUGCCAGGAGGCCAGCCUUUGAUCUGGGGUCAGGCCAACCUGUUCCCGGCCACGCAGCAGCAGUGGGCAGCUAUGGCCGGGGCCCACUUCUCACCCGCCGCCUUCAUGUCCGCCCAGGCGGUGGGGCCGUUACCCGCCGCCAUGUUCCAGACGCUGGCCCCCAUGCCGGUGGCAGCAGCUGCUGCAGCCUCCUGCGAGACGCCGGUGGUGGGCGUAGCCGGGGCAGGUGCAGGGGCGGGGCCGGUGCCAGGGACAUCGUCCUCCACGGCCUCCAGCCCACAGCAUGGCGAGCGCUCGCUACCCCGGCAGGCUAAGAUGAGUAAGGAGAUGUUCAAGGACUUCCAGAUGGCCAAGCCGCCGGCCGUGCCCACGCGCAAGAGCGAGCAGCCCAGCCUGGCCUGCACCACAGACGCCUUCACUAGCUACUUCAGCCGCGUGGGCAUGGCGCAGGACAACGACGACUGCGAUGACUUCGACAUUUCCCAGAUGAACCUGACACCCGUCACCUCCACAACGCCCUCCACCAACUCACCGCCCACCCCGGCUCCUCGGCAGAGCUCCCCCUCAAAGUCCUCGUCCCAGGCCAGCGACCCCCCGACCGACGACUCGUUUGGGGAGGCGGAGGGCAGUCCUAGCCGGAGCGGGGAGGAGGAUGCUGCUGGAGAUGCUCAGUCUCCGUGUGUGAGUGAGCCUCAGGCAGAGUGUGAAGGCUCAGAGCCGGACAGUCCUCAGGGGAAGGACCCUCUCUACGCCCAGAUCAACAAAGGGAAGAAGUGAAGGAUUAUGGGAGUUCUGCACACAACUGAACAGUGCUGGGGGGAUCAGGAGACCAAACACUAGGGUUCAGCGCCCUCCACUGUGUGUGUAUGUGUGUGACUGUGUGUGUGUAUGAAAAACUAAGUAAAUGGGUGAGAAAACGAAUUGAAAGUUAAUGAUUGAGAGUGUGUAUGUUUGUUUGUAUGUGUGUGUGUGGAUGUGUGUAAGAGAGAGAGAGAACUUUGUGUGUGUGUGUGCGCGCGCGCGCGUGUGUGUGUGUUUGUGUGUCUGUGAGUGUGGAUGGUCUUCGGAGCUCAGCUGUGAAGGUCACCCCCAGCCUCCAUGGUCCUUCUCUCCAUGCAGCCAUCUUUUCCGGCUUAGCCUGGAGAAGCCUAACCCAGCCUUCAGUAAGCUCCGCCCCCUUCUGCACCGCUCUCUCUCUUUCUUUCUGUUUCUCUCUCUCUCUCUUUUUCUCUCUCUCUCUCUCUUUUUCUCUCUCUCUCUCUCUCUCUCUCUCUCUCUCUGGAGGAACCACCGACUGACUGGACGCUUUUAUUGCUUUCUCUCGCACCGUUUCUCUCUCUCUCCUCCUCUUGCGGAGGAAAUGACUCCUCUCUGUUUCAGCCACACUGUGUUUCCUGCACUCAUGGACUGGCAGUGGGAUCAUUAGACACAGCUAACGUAAUGACGAUGAUGAUGAUGAUGAUGAUGAAGAUGAUGAGGAGGAGGAAUCAACUCUUCUUCACCCCUCACAGCCUUACUAGCCCUGUUCUGCAGCCUCUCUUUUUGUUUUUUUUUGUUGUUUUUUUUUUUCUGGCUCUCUGUGUCUCUCUUUCGCUCUCUCUCUCUCUUUCUCUUACUGUCGGCCCUUCUUUCUCACUCUCCCUUUCAUGCAGUCUCUACAAGACUCUGUAAUGAGGCCGUGUGUAGUAUGAGUGGAAUUUCGGAGAGAUGCCUCAUUCCAGUGUACACACACGCACGCACACCCAAGAGUUCAACAAAUCACUGCUUCAUGAUCCAGCAGAAUCCCAGCUCCGCACUGUCAUCCCCCACUCGUGUAGUCCAAGCCAGAGCAAUCGAUUACAGAAUAAUCCAUUUGGAUCCAUCGAUGGGAUUAAGUGAUUCAUCCAUUUGGGUUUGUUUGGUUUCCCUCCGCCAUCUAUUUGAGAUUCUGCUGCUAGAGAGCUAUGCAGAACUAAAAAAAAAAAAAAAAACAAGAGACUUUGUCUCUCUCUCUCUCUCUCUGUCUCUAUCUCUCUAUCUCUCUCUCUCUCUCUGUCUCUAUCUCUCUCUCUCUCUCUAUCUCUCUCUCUCUCUCUCUCUCUCUCUCUGGACCCUUCAGACAGAGACCAGACUCAAGGAGUGACUUUGCCAAAAUCUCUCUUUUGUGGGAAAGACUUCUGAGCAGCUCAUUCAGACGGAGAGGACUUUGCAAGGGCAUGGACGUUGCAAAAACAAGCUGAAUCUGUGACUGAACUGUUCCUUAUCUAUAGCUUUUGUACAAUACUAAUGAGAAGAAAACAAAAAAACGAACAAACAAACAAACCAUGACAUUGAAAAAUGGGAUUUUUAUUUUAUAAGUCAGUGGAGCCCUUGAGGUCGACCUGAGAUGCGGUUUAGGGGUGAACAUGGCUUUAAGGCAUCAGAUCAUUGGUUUGCCAAACUCAUUUUGUAAAUAAUAAUAAUAAUAAUAAUAAUAAUAAUAACAAUAACAAUAAUGAUAACGACGAUAAGUGUUCAUUCUGUCCGCCGGACGUCUGUGCCAUAAAAUAGGCAGGCUUCAGUGAUGCAAGCUCGAAAUGGAACCCAAGCAAUAUCAACAUGUGUCCAAACCCCAACCCACCCAACCCACCCAACUACCCACACACCCCACCAACUACCCACACACCCACUAUCCCUCUAUCUCAUAAUAGUUUUAUGUUGCUGUCCAAGUCAGAGUAUGUCUCUUCUCAGCAGAGUCCCUCAAAUACUGAUGGAGGCAGUGCCUCCAAUGGGGAUCCCAGAAGUCACCAGAAGAAGCAUGCUGAAGAAGCGAGUGUCAGAGUCGAUAACUGACAAGUUCGGGAAACAAAUUUAAGGUAGCAAAACGGUGGAAAAGAAAUCACAGCGUACAUAUCGACAUGCAUCUCCCAAGCACACUUAGAUUUCCCUGUUCUAUGAUCACCUCCAGUAGAUCACCUGAUUAUUGAUUGAACUGAGUGAGAAUUUAGUGAUUCUCAUUCUCAGGCUCUCCUGCCCUAAAGAUUACUGUUUAGAGGAAACAUGAUUUUUUUUUUUAAUAGCCUUAGAUUCGACUUAUGUGUCACCAAAAUACAUACAUACGUACUACAGCAAACGCUAAAACAUUCACCCCCUAUACAUAUACAUAUACAUUUAUUCACUCACUCACACAAAGAUGUUUACACACUCUUCAAAAUCAAUGGCGAGACUUUAGGACACUCUUAAUCCUGAUGUGUUCCUCCUCUCCAGAGCCGCCAGCGUUGAUCCAUGUACAAUUUAGUGUUAAUUCACUUAAAACGAACACCACACGAAAAAUCCACCAUUCGUUAUCCCGGUAUCCAAAAUCAAAUCGGAGAGUCUCGCUGUGAACGGCAUUUGUUUCGGUGACGUCAGCAGUCAUUCCAUCACCUGCAAUGAUGGUGCAAUGAUUUAAUACUUGCUAUUUUAUGGCCAGAGUCCCAUUUUAAUUUGAGAGCCAUGUUGGCCCUUUAAAGAUCAUACACUAAAUUCCAGAUUAAAAAAACGAGAUUGUGAAGCCGGAAGAGGAUGGGAAAUCAUAACAGUUCUGAGUAUGUUUCUAGACCUAUUUUAACUUUACCUCAGCUAAUGGUUUGUUAAUGUAAAAGGACACAUUAUUUUUUAUCUCAAUGAAGAUGACAUUCUACAGUGAUUUUUAGAGGAUUUUUCUUUGUUGUUUUCUUUUUUUUUUCUUGAUUUUGCGUAUCCCACCAUGUAAUACUGUUACCAAUAAACACAUCGCAAAACAGA